CUUGGGCGGGGCCUGAUAAGUGCAGUCGGCGGACUGUCCGCCGGUCGGCUGCUGUGCGGGUCUGCCGCCGGGCCGGCGGGGCGGAGUCGCUGGAGGUCCAUGGGGGUCGCCUCGAUCUCGGCCUCAGUCUGUAGCCUAGCUUCAGCCACUACGGCGGAGAUGGUGCCGUGGGUGCGGACGACGUGGGAGAAGCUGAAGCAGUGGCUGCGGCUGGACGUGGGACGCGAGAUCUGCCGCCAGUACCCGCUGUUCUGCUUCCUGCUGCUCUGCCUCAGCGCCGCCUCCCUGCUCCUCAACAGGUAUCUUCAUGUUUUAAUGAUCUUCUGGUCAUUUGUUGCUGGAGCUGUCACAUUCUACUGCUCAUUAGGACCCGAUUCUCUCUUACCAAAUAUAUUCUUCACAAUAAAAUAUAAACCCAAGCAAUUAGGACUUCAAGAAUUAUUUCCUCAAGGUCGUAGCUGUGCUGUUUGUGGUAAAGUGAAAUGUAAACGACAUAGGCCUGCCUUGGUACUUGAAAACUACCAGCCCUGGCUAGACCUUAAAAUUUCUUCCAAGGUUGAUGCAUCUCUGUCAGAGGUUCUUGAAUUAGUGUUGGAAAACUUUGUUUAUCCGUGGUACAGGGAUGUAACAGAUGAUGAGUCCUUUGUUGAUGAACUGAGAAUUACCUUACGGUUUUUUGCAUCUGUCUUAAUUCGAAGGAUUCACAAGGUGGAUAUUCCAUCUAUUAUAACCAAGAAACUAUUAAAAGCAGCAAUGAAGCAUAUAGAAGUGAUAGUUAAAGCCAGUCAGAAAGUAGAAAAUACAGAGUUUUUACAGCAAGCUGCUUUAGAAGAAUAUGGUCCAGAGCUUCAUGUGGCUUUGAGGAGUCGAAGAGAUGAAUUACACUAUUUAAGGAAACUUACCGAACUACUUUUUCCUUAUAUUUUGCCUCCUAAAGCAACAGACUGCAGAUCCCUGACCCUACUUUUAAGAGAGAUCCUCUCUGGUUCGGUGUUCCUUCCUUCUUUGGAUUUCCUAGCUGAUCCAGAUACUGUGAAUCAUUUGCUUAUCAUCUUCAUAGAUGACAGUCCACCUGAAAAAGCAACGGAACCACCUUCCCCUUUGGUUCCAUUCUUGCAGAAAUUUGCAGAACCUAGAAAUAAAAAGCCAUCUGUGCUGAAGUUAGAAUUGAAGCAAAUCAGAGAGCAGCAAGAUCUCUUAUUUCGUUUUAUGAACUUCCUGAAACAAGAAGGAGCCGUGCACGUGUUGCAAAUUUGUCUGACUGUGGAGGAAUUCAAUGAUAGAAUUUUGCGACCAGAGCUGUCAAAUGAUGAAAUGCUAUCUCUUCAUGAGGAGUUGCAGAAGAUUUAUAAAACAUAUUGUUUGGAUGAAAGUAUUGACAAAAUUCGAUUUGAUCCCUUCAUUGUAGAGGAGAUUCAAAAAAUUGCUGAAGGCCCAUAUAUGGAUGUUGUGAAACUUCAGACUAUGAGAUGUCUCUUCGAAGCAUAUGAACAUGUACUUUCUCUCUUGGAGAAUGUGUUUACUCCUAUGUUCUGCCACAGUGAUGAGUAUUUCAGACAGCUUUUAAGAGGUGCAGAGUCACCAACACGCAAUUCAAAAUUCAACAGAGGUAGCCUAAGUUUGGAUGAUUUUCGGAGCACACAGAAAAGAGGAGAAUCAUUUGGAAUCAGCAGAAUAGGUAGCAAAAUUAAAGGAGUAUUCAAGAGCACCACAAUGGAGGGAGCUAUGUUGCCUAAUUAUGGUGUAGCUGAAGGUGAAGAUGACUUUAUUGAAGAAGGUAUUGUUGUAAUGGAAGAUGAUUCGCCAGUGGAAGCUGUGAGCACACCUAAUACUCCUCGAAACCUUGCUGCAUGGAAAAUUAGCAUUCCGUAUGUAGACUUUUUUGAAGAUCCCUCCUCUGAAAGGAAGGAGAAAAAGGAGAGAAUACCUGUGUUUUGUAUUGAUGUUGAAAGAAAUGAUAGAAGAGCAGUUGGGCAUGAGCCUGAACAUUGGUCUGUCUAUAGAAGAUAUCUUGAAUUCUAUGUACUUGAAUCAAAACUAACAGAAUUUCAUGGCACAUUUCCUGAUGCCCAGCUUCCUUCUAAAAGGAUCAUUGGCCCCAAAAAUUAUGAAUUCUUAAAGUCGAAGAGAGAAGAGUUUCAGGAAUAUCUACAGAAACUUCUGCAGCAUCCAGAACUGAGUAAUAGUCAACUUCUGGCAGAUUUUCUCUCCCCCAAUGGUGGGGAAACACAAUUUCUUGAUAAGAUACUACCAGAUGUAAAUCUUGGGAAAAUUAUAAAGUCUGUUCCUGGAAAACUAAUAAAAGAGAAAGGUCAACAUUUGGAACCUUUCAUCAUGAAUUUCAUUAAUUCUUGUGAAUCUCCAAAGCCUAAGCCAAGUAAACCGGAACUGACCAUUCUCAGCCCUACUUCAGAAAACAACAAGAAGCUUUUCAAUGAUCUGUUUAAGAAUAAUGCAAACCGUGCUGAGAAUACAGAAAGAAAGCAAAAUCAGAAUUAUUUUAUGGAGAUGAUCACUGUAGAAGGAGUCUAUGAUUACCUGAUGUACGUAGGACGGGUGGUUUUCCAAGUUCCUGACUGGCUUCAUCAUCUCUUAAUGGGAGCUCGAAUCCUCUUUAAAAACACCCUGGAAAUGUAUACUGACUACUAUCUUCAUUGUAAGCUAGAACAGCUAUUUCAGGAGCACCGUCUGGUGUCACUCAUAACACUUCUCAGAGAUGCUGUAUUCUGUGAAAACUCUGAACCUCGUUCUCUCCAAGAUAAGCAAAAACGAGCAAAACAGACCUUUGAAGAAAUGAUGAAUUACAUUCCAGAUCUGAUAGUCAAGUGUAUUGGUGAAGAAGCCAAGUAUGAAAGCAUCAGACUUCUGUUUGAUGGCUUGCAGCAACCAGUUCUCAACAAGCAGCUGACUUAUGUUUUAUUGGACAUUGUGAUACAAGAACUGUUUCCAGAGCUCAAUAAGGUACAAAAGGAAGUUACCUCUGUGACGUCUUGGAUGUAAACAUUUGGAUUUGGGAUAGAAUAACCAGUUGAAAUUUCUGCUGUGCUAGUGUAGUAGAUAAGUACUUUUUUUUCUUUUACUUUUGUAUAUUCUUGUAUAUAUCAUGUAAUUCAGUGUGUGAAAUUAUGAUUUUUUUUGUUUUAAUAAAGACUAACAUACUUAAUAAUGACUAAAAUUGAUUGAGUUUCAUAGCCUUUCAUUUUAUACCUGUUAUCCAGAUUUUAUUAGAACAUACAUAACUUGUUAUUGCUGUUUUUUAUAGGGAUAAUUCAUAAUUCCCUUAGAGCAAACAGAUAAGAUCAAUAACCUUUGUAUUGUAAUCACUUUGAAAGUAAUUAUGUUUGGUGUGGAAAAACAGGCGUAAGAUCUGAUUCGCUUUCUUAUUUAGAGUUAGUACAUGUUGUUAGAUUUUUUUCCCCUGUUUAAAAAUUGUCUAUGUAGUUAACUGUCUAUAAAGAAGACUUUUUUUUAUGAGUUUUUAAUAA
Messenger RNA from Ceratotherium simum simum (southern white rhinoceros), 3485 nucleotides. RefSeq names its product sorting nexin 14 (gene SNX14). Gene Ontology annotation, cellular component: late endosome. Gene Ontology annotation, biological process: autophagosome maturation. Gene Ontology annotation, molecular function: phosphatidylinositol-3,5-bisphosphate binding. The record is from RefSeq and is a predicted model, not a curated record. Lineage: Eukaryota; Metazoa; Chordata; Mammalia; Perissodactyla; Rhinocerotidae.